GGGAAAAAAGUUGGACCGAAGGAGGGGCCGUGAAGAAGGAGGAGGAAGAGGAAAGGGCCCGGCAGCAGGGGCUGUAGGUCGUUCGGCGGCGGCGGCGGCUCUCUUCCGGGCGGACGAUGGACAGCCAGGGCAGGAAGGUGGUGGUGUGCGACAACGGCACCGGGUUUGUGAAGUGUGGCUAUGCAGGCUCUAACUUUCCAGAACACAUCUUCCCAGCUUUGGUUGGAAGACCUAUUAUCAGAUCAACCACCAAAGUGGGAAACAUUGAAAUCAAGAAUAACAAAAAGAUGGAUCUUAUGGUCGGUGAUGAAGCAAGUGAAUUACGCUCAAUGUUAGAAGUUAACUACCCUAUGGAAAAUGGCAUAGUACGAAAUUGGGAUGACAUGAAACACCUGUGGGAUUAUACAUUUGGACCAGAGAAACUUAACAUAGAUACCAGAAAUUGUAAAAUCUUACUCACAGAACCUCCCAUGAACCCAACCAAAAACAGAGAGAAGAUCGUAGAGGUAAUGUUUGAAACUUACCAGUUUUCUGGCGUGUAUGUAGCUAUCCAGGCAGUUCUGACUUUGUAUGCUCAAGGUGAUUACAUUCCAGCUGUGAAUAAUUUUCCUUUGAAGAAGGAAUUAAAAAUCACUUGUUACUUUGCAAGGAGUGUUUACCUGCACCGAGAAUCCAUAGGAAUCGAAGUGGAAAGAAUGGAUACUCCAGUGACAAAAUGGUAUGGCACUGGAAAUGGGUCAAAUGUGUACAGGGAAAGGCUAGUCUGUAACCUGGUGGGAGUGGGAGAAAAUAAGCUGCAGUUGGAUGGGAAGCUCCCAGAUGGCCGCAUUAUCAAAGUUGGGGGAGAGAGAUUUGAAGCACCAGAAGCUUUAUUUCAGCCUCAUUUGAUCAAUGUUGAGGGAGUAGGUGUUGCUGAAUUGCUUUUUAACACAAUCCAGGCAGCGGACAUUGAUACCAGAUCUGAAUUCUAUAAGCACAUCGUGCUUUCUGGAGGGUCUACUAUGUACCCUGGGUUGCCAUCACGGUUGGAACGAGAACUUAAACAGCUUUACUUAGAACGAGUUUUAAAGGGAGAUGUGGAAAAACUUUCUAAAUUUAAGAUCCGCAUCGAAGACCCACCACGCAGAAAGCAUAUGGUGUUCCUGGGUGGUGCAGUUCUAGCAGAUAUCAUGAAAGACAAAGACAACUUCUGGAUGACUCGACAAGAAUACCAAGAAAAGGGUGUUCGUGUGCUGGAGAAACUUGGUGUGACUGUUCGAUAAACUAACUCCAGAGCUUGUUCGCAUCACACCCCUAAUGCUUUCUUUUUUCCUUUAUUGCCAAUCUUUGAACUCAUUCAACUCCAGGACAUGGAAGAGUCCUCUCUGUGCCCUUUGACUGGAAAGGUCAGGUUUUCUGCUGGUGUCUUGGGGAAGCUUUGUUAAAUUUUUGUUAAUGUGGGUAAAUCUGUUUAAUUCAACCACUUCCCUACAAACAUGAUGAGAGAGAGGGCAAAGGGUCCUGUCUGCUGCUUUGUUUCUUCUAAGUAGGCAUUUAGAUCACUCCCCUUGGCUUCCUCUUUUCACUUUACUGCUCUAAUGCUGCCUGUUGUAGUUUUUAGCACACUAGGUGGUACGCCUUUAUUAGCAUAAGAAAACCUUUACAGGAGCUUUUACGUAUUACUGGGGUGGGGGUGGUGAGGGACGGGUGGGCAGCUGCUGACCCCUUUACAGCAUUUCCUCUGUGGUGUGGUGCUUUCAACAGUUACUGCACAGUUGAAGUACCUUAAAGCUUCUGGAAUUAACAUUUAGGGAAACGUUAGGCUCAGAAUUAAAGUGUUUUGGGUGGGUUUUUGUGUGGGGGUGGGGAGUGGCCUUUUGAUUUUAACUUUUUGAUUUUUGAGCUUUUCUGCUCGGAGGUAUGUAAGAUGAAAUUUAUUUACAGUACUUUGAUUUGGCAGGUUUUCUUCUACUUUUGGUCUGCCUGGAACUGUUUCCGUGAUAUAAAAAGCAAGUGUAAUAUUCCAUUACCAUGUGGCUUAGGGAUUUAUUUGUUUUGUUUUGUUUUUAAAUCAACCAUGUUAGCUGGGAGUAAACUCCCUAGAAUCAAUGGAAAAUUAACAACUUAAAAAUGCUUUUGGAAAUUCAAAUUACAGAUGAAAAAAGUGCUUAAGAGUGCUUGUUUUUAUACCAGAAGCAUUAAGGUAAUCCAGUGCCAACUACCAUUCUUGCAGUUAUUCUUUUAUAUAACUGACCAGCGCUUCUUUAAUAAGAAUAGGUAGAUACAUAUGAAUAAUUACUGGCAGUAGGUUAUAAUUGUUGGAUUAAAAAUAACAUUGAAAUACGGGACUUGUUGCCAGUUGGGUAAUUUUCAUUAGUUUCUUUUUUAUUAUUUUAAUUUGAGACCUGGAACUGGAGUAAAAUUUGACUACUUAAAAUGUUGGCCAAAAAAAAAAAAAAUCAAGAUUUAAAUUUGUAUUUUUACUGAAAAAGUAAUCAUAACUAAUAAGUCUCAGUCAUCUUAUGCUUGAAAGAAGAGUUGUUGAUAUUUUGUAAAUGUUAGCAGAUUUUCCCAUCUGUCAGAAAAUCGUAUUUAUGAUUCCCGCCGGUAUUGCUUUGUGUCUGAAAAAAUAUCAAAUAGUACUCAGACUUGAAUUCUUUCUAAAUUUGAAAAAUAAAGUAAUAAAUUGUAUCACGCUAAGUACAAAAUGCAGAUACUGAGGAAAAAAAAUGUUUUCCUUCAUUUCAAAAUAUUCUUUACUAAUAAUGGCUUUGAACAAAGAAGCUUAAUUUUUAGGUGACUGAAAUUGGAGAAAUUAUUGGCUUUAGAAAGAGUCUCUUUUUUGUGAGAAAACUUAAAAAUCAAUUUAUAUGAAAUGAGCAGCAAAAGGAGGUUAGUUUUAAUUAUGCAGCUUCUGUUAAUAUUAAGUAUUUUUUGUCUGUUUUACCUCAAUUUGAAACAAGUGAAAGAAGUUUGCCUGCAUGCUGGACAUGCUUCAGUACACAUGAAUAGCCUGUGAAUAACAUGUACUAGGUUUGAGGGACAUGGGUGUCAGUCAUUUUGGAAUUCUAAAGUAUUCCUAAAUCAUGUUCUUAUAAAUCCCCCUAGCCUUUGAGUCCUGGACUAGUUAAAGGACACAAAUGUAGGACCAGUUCUUACCAGCUGUUCAUUUCCAGUAUAUGGAUUAACCUUGGCCUUUGGUCAUGAUUUUAAUCUAUGGGGGUAGAAAACAACAAGGAAUAGAAUGGACUCUUAGAACAAUGAAAGAGCAUUUAUUAUUUGUCCCUUGAAUAUAGAAUUUGGUUUUCCUUUCAUCCUUCUGCUAGCAAACAUCACAGUUAAAAUGGUGUAUUUAUAUAUAUAUAUAUAAAUAUAUAGUGUAAUUUUAAAAUUCCAUUUUCUAAUUUUCCUAUUCCAAGGUAAAAUAAUGCAUAUAGUAAUUUGGGGGGUAGUGGAAAUAAAAUGUGUAAUUGAAGUUGCCAGGUAGGAGUCCCUCAGAAAUUAAAAUUUUUUCUGUUUUAAAAGAGAUCUGAUUUUGAGCUCUUGAAAACCAUUGUCACUUAAAUUUCCAAUAAUGAUUAAGUCUUUUUAAAUUAGAAUUGCCAAUGCCUUGACAUUUAAGAAGGGUUUCUUAGAAAUAAGUCCUACAUUUAAACUUUUUUUCUUUAAAACAUGGUAUUGGAUGUUGACUUUUUACACAGUUCUAAGCACUGUUAACAAUAUCUGGAAAGUGUUUUGAGAGAUCAAUGGAAAGUUAAACAUUCUACAUUUAACGUGAAUACACUUCUUUUUGAUUCAGAAAAUAAAAUCAGAUUUUUGAAAGUAAA
Messenger RNA from Leptonychotes weddellii (Weddell seal), 3806 nucleotides. NCBI's taxonomy places the organism in Eukaryota, Metazoa, Chordata, Mammalia, Carnivora, Phocidae. The record is from RefSeq and is a predicted model, not a curated record.